AUGGCAGAUCACAAGCCUUCAAAGCUGAACCCAGAAACACACCUGAUUCUUGAUCAACCCCUCCUCCGUCUCCCAUUCGAGCUUCUCCGCAAGAACUUCAAAGUCGCCCAACGUAGUGUCGAACUCCACAGUAGCGCUGUCAAAACCUCAUUUCGCGAGUUAGCCAAUUCCUCAUUAGACGCCAACUCCUCUCCAGAUGAAGUCCUGAAGAAUGUUGAUUCAAUGCUGGCUCGCAUGAGAGGGUUGAAACGUAAACUCACAGAAUGUCAAGAGGAAGAAGCUAGACUGCAGCAACAAUCUGCGAGUCGCAUAAAGCACUUGGCCGAACUAUAUGGUAUGCAGAGUUAUGAAGAUGUCAAAUACGAGCAAUGGAGUCGAACGAGACUGGACCGUUUACUGGUCGAUUAUAUGUUGAGAAACGGGUACAAGGAGAGUGCAUCUGUGCUGUCGAAGGAGAGAGGUAUAGAGGAACUAGUGGAUGUUGAGACAUUCCUCAAGAUGAGCAAAAUCAGGGAAAGCUUGAGGUGUGGGAGGGUCAAUGAAGCUUUGAGUUGGUGUUCUGAAAACAAGAAGGAUUUGAGAAAGAUGGAGAGUAACUUCGAAUUUAUGCUCCGAUUCCAACAGUAUAUCGAAUUAGUUAGAACACAAGAUCCCGCUAAACUAAUUGAGGCAAUAACGCAUGCCAAAAAGUUCCUCAUUCCUUAUAAAGAAACCUAUCCGAAGGAGGUCUCUCAAGCAUGCGGUCUUCUUGCCUUUCCACCGGGCACUCGAGCGGAGAUAUAUACACAGCUAUACAGCCCCCAGAGAUGGACGACCCUUGCAAACAAGUUUAUGGAAACUCAUAAUUUGCUCCUCUCCCUCCCCUCCGCACCACUCUUACAUAUCGCCCUCUCAGCCGGUUUAUCGGCACUGAAAACUCCUUCGUGUCACUCGUCACAUCUUUCCUCCUCCAUCUCGCCCACUUCACACUCAAGCAUCACAACCUCCAUCUGCCCAAUUUGUUCUACGGAAGUCAAUGACCUAGCUAGGAAUGUACCAUGGGCACAUCACACAUCGAGUCAUGUGGAAAGUGAUUUGGUUCUGUUGCCAAAUCGGAGGGUGUACGGGACGGGACGUUUGGAGGAGUAUAGUAGGAAAGCUGGGUUGGCGCCGGGUAGGGUCAAAGAUUUGAGGACGGGUGAUGUGUUUGAUGUCGAGGAAUUGAAGAAGGUGUAUAUCUCGUAG
Molecule: messenger RNA, 1224 nt
Organism: Glarea lozoyensis ATCC 20868
Lineage: Eukaryota; Fungi; Ascomycota; Leotiomycetes; Helotiales; Helotiaceae
Exons: 3
Coding region: 1-1224 (407 amino acids)
Biological process (GO): proteasome-mediated ubiquitin-dependent protein catabolic process
Cellular component (GO): cytoplasm; GID complex; nucleus
Molecular function (GO): protein binding; ubiquitin protein ligase activity
Source: RefSeq, a predicted model, not a curated record